GUUGGACUACUUUUACACCUCGCCCUUCUACCAGCGGAGCGGUGGCCCAGAGUCGCUAAACGAGAGGCGGCGGCGCGGCCAGAAAGUAGAGGAGGCUUCGCCCGGGAUCGAGUUCGUGGUGGUGGGGGCCAAUGCAGAUGCCAAGGAAGGCCGCUUAGAGACCUCCAUCUUUGUGGUGCAGCGCCUGCUGCGACGCGCCGGGGAGUCCGCCGUGCCUCAGGAUGUUUUCUACGUUCUGGCAGGCUCUGUUUACAAGGCGCCGCCCAUCGUUGACAUUUUCGAUGGCGCGCUCUGCCAGACAGCGAUGGCGGCUAGCAGCAUCCUAAAGAAGCAGCUGGAAAGCUUCCGGUACACCGCAGAGGAGCAGCCUGCGGCAGCGCAAGAUGCGAGGUCCACCAAUCCGGACUGGCCCUCUUG
This is a messenger RNA of Symbiodinium pilosum, 417 nucleotides long. NCBI's taxonomy places the organism in Eukaryota, Dinophyceae, Suessiales, Symbiodiniaceae. The record is from the annotation of a GenBank genome assembly.